UUUCAGGAACUGUAACGACGCACGCACCCGCGAUUCCGAAAGUAGAAUAGAAUAGAAUGAAUCCGACACUGUAACAAGAAUCCUCUGAUUUGUCCUUUUUAACUGCCCAAUGCCGCAAUGCGGGCAUGCCUCUGUAUUCUGUAACCAGGUAACCCCAAUAAAUAGCAAGAGUCAACAAGGGAGACGGCGCCGUUUCAGUGGAAUAUAAGGCCCAAGGUUUCUUGAGAAACAAACGGGAAUUCAGGAAAUGAGAUUUCCGAACCUUUUUGCUGCCCAGUUCCUGGCGCAAACGAGCAGGAGACGAGCUCAACGUUGCUCCAAUGGCGGAUCGAAUCCGAGCUUGGAGAUGUUUUUGGGGUGGAAGCAGUUCUUUGCCACUUGCAGAGAAGAGCCGGAGGAGCUCAAGGACUUCAGCGACUAUCUUGAUUCACUCACCAAUUACGAGAAAUCGGGGGUUCCCAAGGACGCCGGUACCGAUUCCGAUGAUGGGCUCGACCUGGGCAGAAUGCGCCGGCUCAUGACCCGCCUUGGUGAUCCUCAAUCCAAGUUCAAGGUCGUUCACAUUGCUGGAACUAAAGGGAAAGGAUCCACAGCAGCUUUUGUUUCCAACAUUCUACGAGCACAAGGCUAUUCCGUUGGUUGUUAUACUAGUCCGCACAUUAUGAGUAUAAGGGAAAGGAUGACAGUUGGGAAAUCUGGUGAUCCAGUGGCAUCAAAAUCUUUGAAUUGCCUCUUCCAUAAGAUAAAAGGGCAGCUUGAUGAAGCUGUUCAGCUAGAAAAUGGACUGCUGACUCAUUUUGAGAUUCUCACAGCCACUGCAUUUGCGUUGUUUGCUGAGGAGAAAUCAGAUAUUGCUGUGAUUGAGGCUGGUUUAGGAGGUGCUCGGGAUGCAACAAACAUCCUUUCAAGCUCUGAGCUUGCAGCAUCAGUCAUUACAACAAUUGGUGAGGAGCAUUUGGAUGCACUGGGAGGUUCUCUGGAGAGCAUUGCAAUGGCUAAGGCAGGAAUCAUUAAACACGGUGUCCCAACGGUGCUUGGUGGCCCGUUUCUACCACAUAUAGAGCAGAUUAUUCGUGAUAGAACAUCACUGAUGUACUCACCAGUGGUAUCAGCAUCUGAUGCUGGAACCAGGUCCAGCAUUAAAGGCCUCAGCAUGUUGGACUGUAGACCCUGCCAAGUCAACGAUCUCGUGAUACAAGCUCAGGGAGAUCUUCAGCUAUCCCUAGAGUUAUCAGAUGUCCACUUGCAAAUGCUCGGAGAGCACCAGCUUCAAAAUGCCGUGACUGCUGCAUGUACCAUACUGUGCCUCCGUAAUCAAGGGUGGCAGGUUUCAGAUAAAUCAAUUAUGUCUGGUCUGGAGAAUACACAUUUACUUGGAAGAAGUCAGUUUCUAUCAUCCAAGGAAGCUGAUGCGUUAGGGCUACACGGCACAACGAUACUUGUUGAUGGAGCUCACACCAAGGAAUCAGCCAAGUCUUUGAUGGAUACGAUACAGAUGGCAUUUCCUGAUGCUGAACUGGCCUUCAUUGUUGCAAUGGCCAGAGACAAAAACCAUGUAGCAUUCGCCAAAGAAAUUCUCUCAGCUAGAAGAUUGGCUGCUGUGUUCUUAACAGAAGCUGAGAUUGCUGGAGGAAAAUCUCGUACAACAUCAGCGGAGUGGCUGAGAGACCAAUGGCUUCAAGCUUGUAAGGAAGUAGGCAUAAAAUCCGUCCAGGAUAUAGUGCCUGAAGAGCACCACCAAAUGUGCAGCUCUGCCAUGAGAGAAUCAAUGGAAAGCUCAACUCAUUUGGUAGCAGAGAAAUCACUGGCAGUUGCUGUGCAAGCUGCCGGGGGUAUUCUCGGACGAAGAACAAGUGCAGGGAAGAAGAGGCCGGGUGUCGUAGUGAUCACGGGGUCUCUGCAUGCUGUUUCAUCUGUACUGCGUUCUGUUCAGUAA
Molecule: messenger RNA, 1936 nt
Organism: Linum tenue
Lineage: Eukaryota; Viridiplantae; Streptophyta; Magnoliopsida; Malpighiales; Linaceae
Source: the annotation of a GenBank genome assembly